GUUAGAUUUAAACGUCAAGUUGACGUUAGAAAUAUGACAGUUGAGGUUAGGAAGUAUUAUGUUAAAUUUGAAUAGAACAAGAGUCAACUUUUUUCUAUUACAUAAUUUCUUUCAAUAUUUAUUGAUAAGUUUUAAAAAAUGAACAUAAUGAAGUAUGAAAAUAUAUAGAUCAUUUUAUCUUGUACUUUAUCUAUUGAAUACUAGAUUAGUAACGAUAAGACUUUGAAUUGCUGUGGACGUCACUGUGUUCGAUGUUUUCUUAACUAAUAAUCGUAAUAAUCUAUUCAUGUAAAACAACUUUGAUUGAUGAAAUAUAAUAUUAUGAAGAUUUGUUAAAUUACGGCAAUAAUAUGACGUGGAAUCCUUUGAAGAAAAAUCAUUUGACACAGAGGCCUACACCAGCACCACCUCUAUUAACUCAUUCAGAAGACAGAGAAUUAGAUAUUGCAGUUCAAAGACUCAUUUAUGUUGAAGAUACAAUUAGGAAAUUGACAAAGGAAAUGAAAAAAUAUAUAGAAGCUGUGCUAAAUUUAGAUCGAGCAGACCAAAGGUUGACAUUAAACCUAACAACUUGUGGUUUAGCACAUCUCAGUGAUGAAUUCAGAAAAGUAGUGGAAAAUUACCAUUCAGUAACAACACAGAUUGGGAAAACAGUGCAAGAAAUGGCAGCUCUCUGUCAAAAAACUUUCAUAGAACCAUUAAAAAAAUUACGAGAUGAAUUCAUUUUAAUAGCUGCAGCAAUUGCCAAACGUGAGGAACUGGUGACAACUUGGAAAUACUCUUAUAAUCGUGUCAAAAAAUUGCAAGAGAAAAAAGACAGAACUGCUAGUCAUAUCGCAAAGUUAGAAAGAGAACGCAGAACAGAAGAAGCAGCUGCUAAGGACUUGAAGACUGUACAUGCUCAAUUACUUGUAGAACUACCAAUGUUUUUAGACAAGAGAUUGGAAUAUAUUAAACCUAGCAUACAUGCUGUAAUCAUGAUACAAUUAGAUUACUAUGGGAGUGCAACUCAUUUAUUUACACACUUAAUGCCAGUACCAAACACUUUAGGAUCGCCAUCCAGUGCUAUGGUACCUGAGGACGAAUACCAACAAGCAGUCACUAAUCAAAUGAAUAGAAUAAGAGCUCUUACAAUAGUUAAAGAUCAUUAAGAAUCAUAAAAAUUUCCUAAACAAAUAUCUUAACAAAGUUGUGAUAAUUUAAAUACUGAAUCUAUAAAAUUAACAUAGGUACGAAUGUAUUUAUCACAUGGCAGUAUUUACAUUCAUAUUGUAAAAGUAUCGAUAGAUUUAUGAUGGAACCAUUCCUUGAUUUCGUUUCCACUGGGCACCAGAACGACGAUUGUGAUUAGCGCGUUCCGCCUUCUUGGUGUUCUUUUGCUGCCUAUUAUAUAAUACAGCUUUCUCUUGUCCUUGACCUUUAGGAUUACCUGCACAUAUGAAAACAACAUCAUUUUAAUACUGGAAUUGAUAAAAAGACACUAAUAAUGCAUGCUGUAUUUAAGUGUAACUAUUAAAUUAUAUUCAGCACUUUAUAAAAAUUGA
Molecule: messenger RNA, 1544 nt
Organism: Bombus impatiens (common eastern bumble bee)
Lineage: Eukaryota; Metazoa; Arthropoda; Insecta; Hymenoptera; Apidae
Product: bridging integrator 3-like
Exons: 4
Coding region: 351-1151 (266 amino acids)
Biological process (GO): actin cortical patch localization; plasma membrane tubulation; endocytosis
Cellular component (GO): cytoplasm; actin cortical patch
Molecular function (GO): lipid binding; protein binding
Source: RefSeq, a predicted model, not a curated record